Molecule: messenger RNA, 1120 nt
Organism: Podarcis muralis (Common wall lizard)
Lineage: Eukaryota; Metazoa; Chordata; Lepidosauria; Squamata; Lacertidae
Source: RefSeq, a predicted model, not a curated record
AUGCGUGUGAGCAGGACACAGGGCAUCAUACUGCUGGCUGGCUUCCUGACUUACGUGGUGAUGGGGGCCCUCGUCUUUGAGAUUCUGGAGAAGGAUCACAACAAAAAAGUAAUAGAUACAGUGUUUCACCUGAAACAUGAUUUUCUUUUGAACUACACCGCUCGCACCCCAGAAGAGGUGGAGUUAUUCAUACAGAAAUUAAUAAGAUAUGUUCGGAAGGGCAUAAUUCCAGCAGCAACCCACCCUUCAGAAAAAUACAGCAACUGGGAUUUCGCUAAUUCUUUCUUCUUCGUGGGCACUAUGUCAGUUCUUCCACAGUGGGCCUGUCCGGUCCAAGGAACAGGAGGGAGACACUUGAAGCUCCCAAAUAAUUAUCCUACCACCAAGUGCAUCCGCAUAAAGGAGAUCAGCUAUGGAAACGUCUCUCCGCAAACGAAAGAAGGUCAGAUCUUUUGUAUUAUUUUUGCUCUCUUUGGAAUCCCCUUCUGCCUCAUCUGCUUGAACUAUAUUGGCUUUUUAGUCUCAAGACUCUUCGAAAGCUGUUCAAGGAAUGUGUUUGGGAAAGGAAAGAAGAAAACAGCAAGAUAUAUUUUCGUCUUCGUGGUUGUGGGAAUUCUAAUGUUUAUUAUUUUGCCAUCGUUCCUCUUUCAAUGGAUGGAGGGCUGGACUUUUUAUGAAGCUGUCUAUUUUACAUUUAUAACACUUAGCACCAUUGGUUUUGGAGACUAUCUAAUAGGGAGGAACCAUGACAGGAGCUAUUUUAUGGGCUACCAGCUGCUUGCAGCCAUUUGGAUCGUCAUUGGACUGGCCUGGAUAGCUGUGCUGUUUGAACUGUUUUCAUCAUUACUGGCACCUGCGGAUCCAAAAGCAACCACACAAAAAAUGAGUAAAAUGCAAAGAUAACAGUGCCCAAAAGGAGUCUGCUGGAUUUCCACUGGAGGAGAAUUUAUCAUUGCAUUCAGGUGGAGUCUGACAUAAAAAUCAGUUAUACUCAACAACUUCCAUUGAGCUUUUUAUAAUUAUAUGGCAUUGCGACAUUCAACUGAUUCCUUAAAAACUGGCUAGCUGGUCUAUAAAUUAGUAAUUCCUAAUAAACUGUGAAAUAGAUGGGUUUUCUGCA